Messenger RNA from Nycticebus coucang (slow loris), 3575 nucleotides. RefSeq names its product leucine rich repeat containing 52 (gene LRRC52). Gene Ontology annotation, molecular function: potassium channel activator activity; voltage-gated potassium channel activity; transmembrane transporter binding. The transcript has 2 exons. Gene Ontology annotation, cellular component: voltage-gated potassium channel complex. The record is from RefSeq and is a predicted model, not a curated record. Bases 158 to 1099 code for a protein of 313 amino acids. Lineage: Eukaryota; Metazoa; Chordata; Mammalia; Primates; Lorisidae.
UUCUCCUGUAAUGGAAAAUUGCUCUGUACAAAGCUAGAGUGUUACAGUUCUUUCCAGCGCCCCCCCCCCGCCCUGUCCCCCCACCAGCAGCCUUCGGAUCAGAGGGACAGCGCCCGCCAGCAGGAAAGUGGAAGGAGGGCAGUUGUGGCUUCUUACUAUGUCCCUUGCGUCAGGCCCUGGCCCUGGGUGGUUACUCUUUUCCUUUGGAAUGGGGCUGGUAUCAGGGUCAUGUCCAAAUAAUUGUCUGUGUCAAGCCCAAGAAGUGACCUGCACAGGGAGGCAGUUGACCGAAUUCCCCCCUGACGUCCCCCUGGACACCCGGAGGCUCUUCCUGAACGAUAACAGAAUCACUAGUUUGCCAGCAAUGCACCUAGGACUCCUCAGUGACCUUGUUUACUUGGACUGUCAGAACAACCGGAUUCGAGAGGUGAUGGAUUACACCUUCGUCGGGGUCUUCAGACUCAUCUACCUUGACCUCAGCUCCAACAACCUCACCUCCAUCUCCCCCUUCAGUUUCUCAGUGCUCACCAACCUGGUGCAGCUGAACAUGGCCAACAACCCUCACCUGUUAUCUCUUCACAAGCACACCUUUGCCAACACCACCUCCCUGAGACACCUGGACCUCAGGAACAACGGCUUGCAGACCCUGGACCACAGUGCCUUCAAUCACCUCAUGGCACUUGAGAGACUGUAUCUGAGCGGAAACCCCUGGAGAUGCAACUGCUCUUUCCUGGACUUCGCCAUCUACUUGAUAGUGUCCCACAUGGACCCCUCAGAUGAUCUAAGUGCCACGUGCGUGGAGCCCAUAGAGCUGAAGGGGUGGCCCAUCACGCGGGUGGGGAACCCCCUGCGGUACAUGUGCAUCACGCACCUGAACAGCCAAGACUAUGUCUUCCUGCUGCUCAUCGGCUUCUGCAUCUUUGCUGCGGGCACGGUGGCCGCCUGGAUCACCGGCAUGUGUGCUGUGCUCUACCAGAACACCCGCCGCAAGUCCAGCCAAGACGACGCCGACGACGAGGCCGGGCAGAGGGUGGAAGUCAGCAAGGGGAUUUUUCAAACCAGGGUUAACUCAAAUCAGGAGUUCCCUCAGCUUAUUUAGUUGCCCCAGACUCCUGGCUUUCUCUCUUCUUCAACCCAUCCCACCCCACCACCUCAGAGCUAUCUUAAAGAUUGAAGCCUGCUAGUAAAAUAAAUAAAAAGUUUGGUGGCCAUUUCACAGGUCAGUCCUUCCCUAAUUCACCAGCCCAGGGACAAUUCCUUGACCUCCACUGAAUGAAGCAGAGCAAAAUCUAGAAAAGCUGUUGGAUGGUGGUGGUGCCGGUAGCUCAGCGGGUAGGGUGCUAGCCACAUACACAGAGGCUGGCAGGUUCAAACCUGGCCUGGGCCAACUAAACAACAAUGACAACUGCAACCAAAAAUAGCCGGGCAUUGUGGUGGGGUCCUAUAGUCCUAGCUAGUUCGGAGGCUGAGGCAAGAGAAUCGCUUUAGCCCAAGAGUUGGAGGUUGCUGUGAGCUGUGACACCACAGCACUCUACCGAGGGCGACAAAAUAAAACUCUGUCUCAAAAAAAAAAAAAAAAAAAACGCUGUUGGAUGCAUCUGAAAUGCCCAGGGAGGCCACUCCAAAAGCAAGCCAACUGCCGCGGGUGCGGUGGCUCACACCUGUAAUCCCAGCACUAUGGGAGACUGAGGAGGGAGAAUUGCUUGAGCUCAGGAGUUCAAGACUUGCCUGAGUAAGUGUGAGACCCUGACCCCUAAAAAGAUGGAAAAACCCAGCCAGGCACCAUGGCGAGUGCCUGUAAUCCCAGCGGCUUUGGGAGGCUGUGGCAGAGAGAUGCCCACAACCCGAGUCUGAGGUUGCAAUGAGCUAUGACACCAUUGCACUCUGUUCAGGGGCAUAGGGUGGGACUCUGUCUCAACAACAACAACAACAAAAAGCAAAGAUAUAAAAAUAAAAAAUAAGCAAGGAAAUAAAAAUUUUUUAAAAAGCAAGCCAACUGGUGCUUAGUAAGUACUGACUGUGUCCCCAAAGUCAGUGCUUGGAGGGAAGGAUACAAGAAAUAUAACAUUUUAAGAUCUUCCUUAAGAAGCAAACAAUUUGGGGGGAAGUCCAAAGAAAUAUGAAUAAUCUUCACAAUCCUAUAAUACUGUUAUUACCUGAGUGAAAAUUUGAGGCCUGGGCAGCUUAAACUGACCAAGGUUACCCAUCCGGUAAGUAGCACAGUCUCCCAAAGCCCAGGCUCUUUCUUCUUUGUAAAGCUGCCUCCCUAGGAAAUAUUUAGCAACAUAAGCAAAGAUGUACCUCAUAAGCCUUGUAUAAAAUAAGGAAGCGAGGCACAUGGAGGUGGCUGCCACUUAUGAGUCUUUACCGGGGACUCAGAUUGACCUGGCUUAAUACACAUUUCCUCAGGAGGUUAACUCUGACAAGAACCAGGUCAGGUGGUCAUUGUUCCUCUCCUUUUCCCAAGGCUGGGAGGGGCAACCAACUCAAGCUCACAUAAUUAGUAAGAACAGAAUAAGUGCGGAACACCGGGCUGCCUUGUUCCAAAGCUCAGGUUCCAGGCACCAUGAGCUGAUGAUUUUAUGAAGCGCUAAGCAGAAUGGCUAAAUGUCACAUGUGUGUCCGAGCUCUUGGGGCUGAUCUGAGGGAGGAAGGGAAGCAGAAAGGGGAGAUUCAACCCAGGCCCCAAAACCUGUUCCAGAUUUUUCUUUUCUCACUACCCAGAUCAAAUGUUCAUGUUGAAGUCUCAGAUCAAACCCCCCACCGUGAAGCUGGCUAUCCCUAAACACAAUUUACUCUGCACCUCCACUGUAAAUUGCACGUGACUCUAAUCACCACUUGCUCCCCAGUUUGUCUACUGCAAUGGUUAAGGGCAUGGGUCCUGAAUCAGCAGCUGGGUCCUACCUCAGCUCUGCACUCAGCACUGUGUGAAUGUGGGUUCCUACUUGUAAUGACCUUAAGGGCAAAGAUCACCUACCUUCCACAAUCUCUAUUGACAUAGCAAAUAGGGUGGUGCCUUACCUGAAAUAAAUGUUUGUGAUUGCAUUCUACUUAAAUCCCAGCCCACCACACAUUCCCAUUGUGUUUAUGAACUGAGGGUGUCCAUGGGAAGUGAUUUAACUUCUGUGUAUCUCAGUUCUGCAUUUGUAAAUGGCAUAAUUACAGUACUUACACAGAGACAUUGUAAGAAUGAAAUGAGUAUCAAUUAUAAUAAGAAUCUAUUUUAAUAAACUUUUUGUUAUGGAAUAAUUUUAAACUAAUAGAAAAGUUACCAAGACAGCACAGAGCUUCCAUAUACCUUUCACCCAGUUUCCCCUAACGUUAUCUUACAUUACACUGGUACAUUUAGCAAAGCUAUGGAACUAAUGUUGGAAUACUUUCACUAAACCCUUUAGGGGUGUCCAACCCAUGGCCUGCAUGCAGCCCAGGGUGGCUAUGAACACAGUCCACCCAACACAAAAUCAUAAACUUACUCAAAACAUUAUGAUAGUUUUUUGUGAUUUCCUGGUGGAACUCAAUGGCACAGUUCUCAAGUAUGAGCUUUGUACCUGACAAUGUAAUGUCACAAUGUCACA